Messenger RNA from Penicillium paradoxum, 4419 nucleotides. RefSeq names its product TRAPPII-specific subunit TRS120. The coding region runs from base 1 to 4419 and encodes 1472 amino acids. Gene Ontology annotation, cellular component: trans-Golgi network. Lineage: Eukaryota; Fungi; Ascomycota; Eurotiomycetes; Eurotiales; Aspergillaceae. The record is from RefSeq and is a predicted model, not a curated record. The transcript has 3 exons.
AUGGGUGUUGACCCUCUGUCCCCAAUUGCGCCCGUGCGCCUCAGGGCCCUUCUUCUCCCCAUUGGAAGAAUCAAGCGCUCGCGCUUUUUGAGCUUCGCUGCGCGACUACAAGCGGAAAAUGUGGUUCGACUAGGGGAUAUAAGCCCCGAUGCGCGGCCAAACAGAAAUAUGUUCUCGCCGCUAGCAUUUCCUACUGGCUUGAUUCUUUACGAUCUAUCCUUCUCGGUCCCCCCAACCUCGCACCUCGAAUUAUUCCCUUUUGAGAUCUAUAGAGAGCCGUUGGUGAUCAUUGCAAUCGCAGAUGGUAACGAAAUGCCUGAAAGUACCGGCGAAAACCAGAAGCAUCCAACCCCGGAGGGUCUCAAUCAACUAUUGGAGGAGCUCAAUGGGGUGAAGGAAAGGAACCCCCGCGCUUUGGUGAACCAACUCGUGGUAUUUGACCACCCAGGGCUAGACAAGAUCACAAAUGGACCUGACAAUGUUCUAUGGGUGCCUCCGCCGCAAGCUUCCAAAGCGACUACGAUGAAAACAGUUUUAUGUGAUAUCACGGCGGUUUUGCUUUCUGAAUUGGAUGGGUUUGCAAAAACCAUUCAAAGCAUUCCAUCAAUCGAAUCACCCAAGGCCUCAUCUUGGGGCCCGCACCGCAAUCCUGAAUUGCGGCCACGGCCAGUGGAUCGGCUUCUAAAUCGCAUGACUCUCCCCGCUCAGCUACCAUCGAGUCCAAACGGUACUCAGGAUGGCACUCCAUUGACCUCUAAUGCCAGCUCUCCGGCUCCUAGUGAUCAUGAGACUCCUACGACUUUUGAUGAGAUUACCCGGGCAAUCCACCUGUCCAGUCGUACAAACUCAGGCAGCAAAGCACCUUCAAUAGCAUCCUCCAAAGAACAUAGCCGUGACCGAAUGUCUGUAAGCGGCAUGAGUGCUACAGAUAGAACCAAAAAUCGGAUCAAAGGUCGUGCCGGCGUGGUCAUUGGGACUCUUUUCCUGCAGGCAGGAAGGUGGCCCGAUGCCCUUAAGGAGUUAACCGAAGCGGCGAACAAUGCCCGAGCUAGCAGUGACUACAUAUGGCAUGCUAAAGCUCUUGAGACAAUUCUUCUUUGCCUGCUGAUGUUUGGAUGGGCAGGCAUGGACUUCCAGAUUCCAUCAGUCCUGUACCCUGCGGUGGACAAAUCUUCCAAACCUUCCCGGGACUCAAUGACCCCUAGUAGCGCCGGCAAUAGGGUGAUCUCUCUGCACAAUCUAGCCAAUCUCUUGCCUGAUCUCUCAAACAACAUUUUGAAUCUGUAUACCCGCGCCGCCAAUAUCACAGAUGAACCUCUUCCUCAGUUAGUGUUCUCGGAGACAGUCAUUCGACUAGCAAGAUUGAUGGUGUCAGCUCGCGUCCGUGACGGUGCUUUGGAUGACAAUGCUUUGAAACACAUCGUUAUGAAUGAAACCCUGAUUCCACUGAUGCAACCGGAACUUCCUCGGGGCACUGUUUUGCUCCGAAAGUCCGAAAUCGCCAACUUCCUAUACCGGGCACUGCCACUUUCUCCUGGUGCAGACCUACCAGCAACUGAUGCUGUUCCCAUCAUUGUUGGCGUUGUGGCCGUUCUUAAUAUCCUUGACCUACCCAGAAAGAAGGCAUUCAUUCUGCGUGAGCUUCUCACUGUUAUGGUACCAAGUCUAGUCCAGGCACGCAAGAUUGGCGCUGCAGAGGUGGGUAUCCAUCCCGCUGCUGGCCUGGCGUCUCUCAGCGACACUGCAUUCGAUGUUAAUGCUUUAGACACGGGUUCCGGAAACAUGGAGUCUAGUGUGCGGCUUCUUCUUGCGACAAUUGGAGAAAUUUAUGGUGUCCAACCAUCAUCUUUCUAUGAAUGGGAGAAGAGACAAAGCCAGUCAUCUGCCGUGAGUGGACUUGAGCAGAACACUGAAUAUGACUCGGUUGUGAGUAUUGCCGAGCGGGCAUUCCGACAUGUAGUUCUGGAUCGUUACGGUGAUUUGAACUUGAAAAUCGACGUUUUGAAAGCGUGCAUCAAUUGCUGCGAAGCCCUUCCAGACUUCAACGGGGUUUUACGUUUCACGGUUGAGCUUUUGCAAACCAUUCGAGGAGAUAUGAUGCUUGGUGCGGCAUACAGGUCCCCACCAUAUCUACCACAAGAUGAACAAAUACGUCUGUUGAACAACAUUAAGCGCACUGUGGGUGCAGGAACUAGACUAGGUGUCUCUGAUAUGGUCGCAGAGUACUGGGACGACUUCCUAGUGCGUGAUGUCCAGUUAUUGUCACUGCCGGACCCUAAAAAGCCUGUUCGGCGGUCUAAAACAGAAUUGGAUGCGGUAACCACGAGCUCCGACAAGUUGAAAAAGGAUCCAUUCCUAUACAAUCCAUUUGCCAAGCCUAACAGCAAGGCACUGGAAAUGCUCGCUGUGGCCGAUGAACCUGCGUCUUUCCAAGUAACUCUUCAGAACCCUUACGAGUUUGAGAUUGAGAUCGAACACCUGCGCCUAGAGAGCAGUGGCGUGUCAUUUGAUGCAGUGGCAGAGAACAUCGUCAUCGCUCCCCUCUCAAUUCAAGGUGUCAUCGUACUCGGAGUUGCCCAUGGAGAGGGCAGCCUUCAAAUCACAGGAUGUAUUGUGAAAGUCCGACACUGUCGAAUGCGCAGAUUCCCCAUCUUCAAAACAUUUUGGAAGCCGGAACCCGAGGUCAAGUUCAAACGAACAGGCCUAGGGGCAAAGAAGCCUCUUACCGAGCGCCCUGUCUCCUGGAGCUCGACGACCUCAAAAGACGGCAAAGUGGAUGCCAAAAAGGGCCCUGAGACCUCAACUUGCGAGGUUAAAGUCAUCGCCAAACAACCGUCCCUUGUGAUUGAGUCCAUGUCUCUAUCACAGUCGGCGAUGAUGGUCCUUGAAGGUGAGGUCAAAACUUUUAACAUUACACUCCAAAAUGCCUCUCCAUGUCCCGUGGACUUCGUCCUAUUCACUUUCCAAGACUCCACUACCAAGCAACUACAAUCUGCACUCAGCAACAAAGAUCUAUUAGCCGUCGAAAUCUACGAGCUGGAGCUCAAAUUAGCUACCAAGCCCGCUCUGCGGUGGCGCCGAGACGGGCACGAUCCCAGCGAUUGUUCGAUUGGAGCCGGCCAAAAGGCAAACUUUACUCUUGAUAUUAUCGGGAAGCCCGGCUUGCAGGACACAACUGUGCAGAUCGACUACUCCUGCGUUGGCGCUGCCCCAGGUGAAUUACCCGAUAUCUUCUAUACUCGACAACUAUUUGUGCCAUUGACGGUCACCGUGAAUGCGAGCGUGGAGGUCGCUCGCUGUGAAAUUCUUCCAUUCAGCGGCGACUUUGCUUGGAAAAACCAUAUUGAACCAUCCGUCGAGUCGCUACAAAAGCCAGAUGCGUUGCUCUCCGCUACUGAGAACGAUCCAUUCUCGCAGGUCCUCGCCCGUCUCGGCAACGGGGCUUAUGGGCCCGACCAUUGUGUCGUGCUGCUCGACUUGCGCAACGCAUGGCCAAGUCCUCUAUCGGUAUGGCUCCAUGUUAGCGAACAGUCAAUGGCAGGCCCCUCGUCACAGACGCCAACCAAGGAUGACUCUGAGGGCAAGUACUCUGUUGAUGGAGAGCUCCAACCCGGUCAGGUCUGUCGUUUUGUCCUGGUUUUGCCCCGCGUCUACUUAGACAACCCCCAUGCCUCUAUACCCGUCAUCAACACUGGCACUCGGAGACAAUUCGUCGUCAGCGCCAACAAACUGUCCUUUGAAGCCGAGGCAGCCUCGCGCGAAGCUUUCUGGUUCCGGGAGGAGCUUCUCAAGAGAGUUCUUGGAGGUUGGAAGGAAACCGCCACAGGCCGUGAGGGAUCCAUUGACCUUCGAAAUAUCCGACUGAACAACCGUAUGGUUGAAGCCAUGCGUCUUGAGGAUAUCGAAAUGACAUAUUCUCUCACCUCGCCAUCAUCUCCAUCCGAGACCUCCCCGGCAGUAGAACAGACUGGCCGCUCACGCUUCCGCGUCAAGACAGACGACCUCCUUACUUUACAUGUCACUGUCCACAACCGUUCCUCCCGCCCCAUUCAUCCCCUUCUCCGACUCCAACCCAGCCUUCGGCAUCAACCAAACAAUGUCGCCCUUGAUUUAACCCGUCGCCUUGUCUGGACGGGAAUGCUACAACAAGCGCUGCCCAUCCUACCAAGUGGCGAAUCCAAAACCGCCUCCAUCGGCGUCACGGUUCUUUGUCGUGGCGAAUACGAGUUUGGCGCAAGUGUAGAGGAAGCUCGCCUGCUGCGUCCAUCUUUUCCCGAUGAUAGUGCAUCCUCUGAUAAGUCUGAUCCUCGCCGCUACAACGAUGACGGUAUCAUGGAUACGUUUGGCACUGAUGUGGUGCGGCGACGACGAAUUUGGCAUGCGAAAGAGUUGUGUGUUAUUCAUGCCACCGACUCAUGA